Molecule: messenger RNA, 3306 nt
Organism: Arabidopsis thaliana (thale cress)
Lineage: Eukaryota; Viridiplantae; Streptophyta; Magnoliopsida; Brassicales; Brassicaceae
Product: S-locus lectin protein kinase family protein
Exons: 6
Coding region: 140-2251 (703 amino acids)
Biological process (GO): recognition of pollen
Cellular component (GO): plasma membrane
Molecular function (GO): protein serine/threonine kinase activity; protein kinase activity; protein serine kinase activity
Source: RefSeq, marked reviewed
AAACCUCUUUUAUCUUCAAACUAUCGUGUGGUGUAGAAACGUGGAGACCUGCAAGAACAACUUGUUAUUCAUCUACUCUGUAGUCUAGUUGACUCGUGAGCCAAGAAGACUCUUUCUGUCUUUUAUUUUCAAAACAAACAUGCAGAUUUGCAAGAAGAAUGUGUUUUUAUUAUACUACGGAGUGUUGGUGUUCUUGUCUUUUCAAGUUUCUUCUUCAACUGACACUAUUUCUACCAAUCAACCUCUUUCAGGAUUUGAGACCAUUGUUUCCAGCGGUGAUAUAUUCGAACUCGGUCUCUUCACCCCAACUCCAGAUACUUAUGAUCAUAGAAACUACUACAUAGGAAUGUGGUACAGGCACGUCUCUCCACAGACUAUUGUUUGGGUCGCAAACCGAGAAUCUCCUCUUGGAGGGGAUGCUUCUACUUACUUAUUAAAGAUCUUAGAUGGAAACUUAAUUCUCCAUGAUAAUAUCAGCGCCACCCGUAAAUCUCAUACGGAGGGGACAUCUCGGAGAUCCCCUCAAAAGAUCUCAGAAGGAAACUUACUUUUCCAUGAAACAGUUUGGUCGACCGGUGUUAACUCUAGUAUGAGCAAGGAUGUUCAAGCUGUUCUGUUUGAUAGUGGUAAUCUAGUAUUGAGAGAUGGGCCUAAUUCUUCUGCAGCUGUGUUGUGGCAGAGUUUUGAUCAUCCCUCGGAUACUUGGCUUCCUGGCGGUAAAAUCAGAUUAGGAAGCCAACUUUUCACUUCUUGGGAGAGCUUGAUAGAUCCAUCACCGGGUCGAUACUCUCUCGAGUUUGACCCUAAACUACACUCACUCGUCACGGUUUGGAAUAGAUCAAAGUCAUAUUGGUCCAGUGGGCCAUUGUAUGAUUGGCUUCAAAGUUUCAAGGGAUUUCCAGAAUUGCAAGGUACUAAGUUGAGUUUCACAUUGAAUAUGGAUGAGUCUUACAUCACCUUUUCAGUAGAUCCCCAGAGCAGAUAUCGUUUGGUCAUGGGUGUUUCGGGGCAGUUCAUGCUGCAAGUUUGGCACGUUGACUUACAGUCGUGGCGUGUGAUAUUGUCUCAACCUGAUAAUAGAUGUGACGUUUAUAACAGUUGUGGAUCAUUUGGGAUUUGCAAUGAAAACCGAGAGCCUCCCCCAUGUAGAUGUGUUCCUGGUUUCAAACGAGAAUUUUCCCAAGGAUCUGAUGACUCGAAUGAUUACUCUGGUGGUUGUAAAAGGGAAACAUACCUUCAUUGUUAUAAGCGAAAUGACGAGUUUCUUCCUAUUGAAAACAUGAAAUUAGCCACUGAUCCAACAACAGCAUCGGUCUUGACAUCCGGGACUUUUAGGACGUGUGCCUCACGUUGCGUAGCUGAUUGUUCUUGCCAAGCGUACGCAAAUGAUGGAAACAAGUGUUUGGUGUGGACAAAAGAUGCUUUCAAUCUGCAACAACUCGAUGCAAAUAAGGGACACACAUUCUUUCUUAGACUUGCAUCUUCAAACAUCUCAACUGCAAACAACCGAAAAACAGAACAUUCUAAAGGCAAAAGCAUUGUGUUACCACUUGUACUAGCAUCACUUGUAGCAACUGCUGCAUGUUUCGUUGGUUUGUAUUGUUGCAUUUCUUCAAGAAUAAGAAGAAAAAAGAAACAAAGAGACGAAAAACAUAGCAGAGAGCUAUUAGAAGGUGGCCUAAUUGAUGAUGCUGGAGAAAAUAUGUGUUACCUAAAUCUACAUGACAUAAUGGUUGCAACAAAUUCUUUCUCUAGGAAAAAAAAGUUAGGAGAAGGUGGUUUUGGUCCAGUCUACAAGGGAAAGCUACCAAAUGGGAUGGAAGUGGCAAUCAAAAGGCUUUCAAAAAAAUCAAGUCAAGGUCUGACAGAGUUCAAGAAUGAAGUUGUUCUGAUCAUAAAGCUUCAACACAAGAACUUGGUGAGGCUUUUAGGGUAUUGUGUUGAAGGCGAUGAGAAGCUCCUAAUUUAUGAGUACAUGUCGAAUAAGAGCCUUGAUGGUUUACUCUUUGAUUCUUUAAAGUCUAGGGAAUUGGAUUGGGAGACACGUAUGAAAAUAGUAAAUGGGACGACAAGAGGACUUCAAUAUCUGCAUGAGUACUCACGUCUCAGGAUCAUUCACCGAGAUCUUAAGGCAAGCAAUAUUCUACUUGACGAUGAGAUGAAUCCUAAGAUCUCAGAUUUUGGAACCGCAAGGAUUUUUGGUUGCAAGCAAAUCGAUGAUAGCACCCAAAGAAUCGUCGGGACAUUGUAAGUGUACAUCUCGUAUAGUUAGUUAUGUAUCCACUUGUUUCAAACACUAAAAUGUUGAGUUUAAGUUUAUGUUUCUCAGUAUUAUAACACACAUACUUUUUUUUUCAUUCCUAGUGUCUUUGCAACUUAUUUAUGAAUGAUGUUUGAAAAAACUAAAACAUUGUGCUGAGGUAAGUACAUAAUUUUUACAUGUCAAUGCAAAGGAAAAAACAAUCACUACCUAUAUGUAUUUACAUUAGAAUCUUUGGAUUAAAUUUCAUAAGCGGUUAAUUUCAGCGGCUAUAUGUCACCGGAAUAUGCAUUAGGUGGAGUGAUUUCAGAGAAAUCGGAUAUAUACAGCUUUGGAGUGUUGUUAUUGGAGAUCAUAUCGGGUAAAAAGGCGACAAGGUUUGUUCAUAACGACCAAAAACACAGCCUUAUUGCUUAUGAAUGGGAAUCUUGGUGUGAAACAAAAGGUGUAAGCAUUAUAGAUGAACCAAUGUGUUGUUCGUAUUCUUUAGAAGAAGCGAUGCGGUGCAUUCAUAUCGCACUUCUUUGUGUUCAAGAUCAUCCUAAAGAUAGACCCAUGAUUUCACAAAUCGUUUAUAUGUUGAGCAACGAUAACACUCUUCCGAUUCCGAAACAACCAACUUUCUCAAACGUGUUGAACGGGGAUCAACAGCUAGACUACGUAUUCUCCAUAAACGAAGCAACGCAAACAGAACUGGAAGCGCGAUGAACAUUAACAAUACUUGGUAAAAAUGUUGCUAUAUCCCCUGAAUUAUUAUUAUUUUUUAUUUUUUUUUAAUACCAGGAGGUUCUGGGCCGAAGCCUGUAAUCUUCCAGGCCCGAAACCACAACAUGUAAUAUUAGUUUCGUUUCAAGUGUCACUCGAACCGGCGACCUAUAAGCUUCGUGUAGGGUUUUUACCAAUUGAGCUAACGACACUUGGUUAUCCCCUGAUUUAUUAGAUAAGAGUAUUUACUUAAACUGCUUAUGUGAUGCUGAGAGUGUUCUUUAAAAUAUUUUAUUCUUUGUCAUUUGAAAACAAAGUAAUCAAAUAAUUGUUGAAUCGUC